AUGGCCGUUGACUCGACAACCACCACCACUUUGACAUUUUCCUCCGUUACAAAAAAACACCAUGACACUCUUUACAUUUCCCAACGGGCAGCAAACUCCAUUAUAGCGAGUGUUGCGCCUUAUCGCAUUUCAUCUGAAGCACUACAGGCAAUAAACAACUUUCUUGAUGAAUUCUUGUACUUUCUCAUCGAUGCCGCGCAUUCUCUAGACCUGGUUCGAAUAAAAACGGCAAUCAGCACCGUGCUUCCAACCAGCGUUGGAAAAAGUGCCGUAUUAGAAGCAGAACUAGAACUAAAAACUUAUGUGGAGAGCGGAAAUUCAGAUAACACCAAAGAGCGAACAAUAGAAAUUACACCGUUUCCACUACAAAAAGUAUUUGAACAGUUUCGCGUCAAAUGUCAGCAUUAUAGUACACUGGGUGAACGAGAGGGUGGUGAUGACAUUGAGAACGCCGUCCCCGAUUUGUAUGCUACUUCGGACGGCAUACAUAUUGCGCCGAGUUUGGCUAUUUAUCUAACAGCCGUAUUGGAGUAUAUCGGGGAGAAUAUUUUGUUCCUGGUGGCGAAGACUUCGGAAAAACACAAGGUUGAAGUAGCGAAAGCUAGAGAGGUUUACACUGCUUUAUCGGAAGACCCACAGAUUUCUCCUUUGUUUUUUCGAAUGGAUCUUAAAUUACAAAUGGAGGCACAAAAUGGAUUUAAGACAAUAUCUAAAUAUGGAAUAACUGCUAGUGGUUCUUCACCAUAUCGUACUUCCAGCGAAUCCACGAAAUCAUCUCGUUCCGGAACACCACCAAAUAAACAACAUUGUCAUAAUGGAAGUGGAGAUAGAAAAGAAUUAUUAGAUGAAAAAAGUACUGGCUCAUCAUAUGGUCGAAUAAGCAUGGAACUUAAGAGUCCAAGGUCGAUCAAAAGUGUAGGAAGCUCUGGUGAAAAGGAAAGUGACAUGAAGAGUGUUUCUAGUUUGGAGGAAAGUUCUGAAAAGAUGAAAAGUUUUGAACAAUUAAUAAAUGGAUGCCAGACGAUGAAAGUUUCUUUAACACCAAAUCGCCUAAUAACUAUAGAGGCGCAUAAAAGACCACCAAAACUUGCACCUCGAGAAGCUGUUCCAAAGAAACGAACCAUUCAGCCAAAUGGGCUCACAUCUGGACCCACAUCUCGGCCCACAUCACCCGAAUCGGAUGAGUCAGACGACGAUCUUCUUCCACAUAAAGGUCGUAAACAAGAUAAAGAAAGCUUAUACGAUUUUUUGAAAAAUACAAGUCCCGAUGAUUAUUUAGGAAAUAAAGCCAAUUUCAAGAACAAAUCCAUGUCAGCAACAAGACGUGUAAAAUCGAUCGAUCAAUUGGAACCUGUACCAGAACGAACACCCACUAGUCCAAAAUAUACGCCUUUAAUCGCCGCUGCAUCCUCAUUGCCCACGUCACCUUUGUAUCCAUCCGGACAAUAUAAGAAUACGAGUGCUGCAUCACCUGGAAGUCCGCUACAUACAAAUAAAUUUGCUUCGGGAUCGAAUUUAAAUCGCUCAAUUAGUAAAGCAUCAUCAUUAUCAAGUUAUAAUGGUAGUAAAAGUGUCGGAAAUCUUGGGCCGAGAUUAUCAGCAACAAAAACGACUCAACGAAAACACCGAGCCCAAGAUCUAAUGGAUUUCUUAGCCACAACACCUCCGAGUGAAAAGACUUCAUUCUCACAAGCUGACCUUCCACCACCAGCUACGAAUGGUGGUAAUAAAAAGGAGAAGAAAAAAUUGAAAAAAUUCUUAUCUCGAUUCAGGAAAGCAUCAUUCUCUGAUGAUCAAAGUCUCUAUGAACAACCGCUGACAAGAAUGUCUAGUGUAAAUAGUUUUGGAUCAUCGAGUACUCAAUCAAUAAGUGCCGCAAAUUCGAGGACAGUUAAACAAAAUAAACAACCUCGGUAUGUGAGAAUCGAGAUUCCUCAGUUACCUAAAACUGAAGAAAAACAAGAGCCAAGUAUUUUCGACCAAGUUGAAAUUCAAGGUCGUCAUGCACGACAAUUUUCCAAAACAAUUUCUUUAAAUUCGCAAAGAAGUGGGCACAGUACACCAAAUAAACCCACAUUCAAUUUAAAUGAACGUAAACCAGCAAUGACACAUACAGCGGUACAUGACGAAGGAUAUGAGGAUACAGAUGAUAAACAUUUAACAGCUCGAAGUUCACAAUUUUCAAUUAUGGCUCAAGCUGGUUCUGGUUUCAAUACUCCAACUCAAGAGUCACACACCAAUAAUGGAACAUCAUCUGAUUCAUUAUUAUAUCAAAAGCAACAAAAUACGUCUUCCGCGCUAAAAACACCUCCACCUUCUCCUUCACGAAAUAUUUCAAAUUCCCCAAGAGCAUCUUCGCCACAGCCAUCACUAUCGUCUUCUAUAUCGGCAACAGCAAUAAAACUGCAGCAACAACAACCAAUUUAUAAUUUACCCACUUCUCAGCAACGAGAUAAUUCUACGCAGCAAACUUCUCAUGAAGACCAAGCGGAAAGAAUAAAAAUUUUGAGCGCGCAAUCAGCGUCGUUUGAAUCAGGACAAUUCAUAUCAAAAGCGAAAUCAAUACCACAUUCUCCAAUAUUAAUUUCCGCGUUACCGACAAAGAUAAAGUCAGCUGGUAUAAUAAAUAAUAUUGAAAACACAAAUAAUCAUCAUAAUCAUGAAACUACAUCAUCAAUUAAUGAAGAUGACGACGAUACCAACAUUAACAAUAAUCAUAAAGCUUCCCAAGAUGUAUCACCGGUAACCAUCACAGUAACACCCGCAGCUCCAAGUCAUUUACGAAAACGGGUUGGUAGAAGUCCAUCAAUUGACGAAGCGGUGAAAAUUGUCGAUGAAGAAGAAGAGGUAGAGCAAGUGGACGAAAAAGAAACAGUAGUGAUUGAAGUGGAUAAAGAGCAAGAGAGAGAAGAAGCGCUCGUAGUUGAAUGGUUAUUGGGUACCGGUUUUGGUUUCAAGAACAAUAUUACAUAUCUCGAUGUUGUAGAUAUCGAAGAUGGUGGUGUAACAGACGAGGACGAAUAUGUUGAAGCUGUUGAUGAUGAUUUCAUUAUGGAUAGUAUGGAUCACUAUCGAUAUUCCGGGACUAGCAUCAAUGCAUUAUAA
Ambispora gerdemannii is the source of this 3105-nucleotide messenger RNA. The record is from the annotation of a GenBank genome assembly. Lineage: Eukaryota; Fungi; Glomeromycota; Glomeromycetes; Archaeosporales; Ambisporaceae.